This is a messenger RNA of Hevea brasiliensis (rubber tree), 714 nucleotides long. RefSeq names its product mavicyanin. Bases 50 to 610 code for a protein of 186 amino acids. The record is from RefSeq and is a predicted model, not a curated record. Gene Ontology annotation, molecular function: electron transfer activity. The transcript is spliced from 2 exons. Gene Ontology annotation, cellular component: plasma membrane. Lineage: Eukaryota; Viridiplantae; Streptophyta; Magnoliopsida; Malpighiales; Euphorbiaceae.
CCUUGAUCCACGUCUACUCUUCCAUUGUUCUUGUCAAGUUAUAAAAGCUAUGAGAGAGAGCAAGAUCUUCAAAUAUGACUAUAGCUUCUUCUACUUCUUCUUGUUUACUCUUAUGAUCUUGAAGAUAUUGUUCUUCAAGUGUGCUUCAUCUCAAGUAGUUUAUACAGUCGGUGAAGAUGAAGGAUGGAAUUCUGAAGCAAACUUCGAUUCCUGGUCACAGAAAUAUAACUUCAGCGUCGGUGAUGUUCUUGUUUUCAAGUAUGUGAAGGGGCAACAUAAUGUGUACGAAGUAACAGAGGACACAUUUCGAUCAUGCGAUGCAAGCAAUGGAGUAAUAGCAAAGUAUGAGAGUGGAAACGAUGAGAUAAAGCUGAACAAAGAAAAGAAGUAUUGGUUCAUAUGCAAUGUGGUUGGGCAUUGCCUUGGAGGAAUGAGGCUUAAUAUUGAUGUGGGGAAAGGAAAACAAGCCAAUUCCUCUUCAAAUGGUGAAACAAUCCCACAAUUGGAACCAACGCCACCACCCACUUCUUCAUCUUCAUCUUCAAGUUUUUCCGUGGGGAUUUGGAUUUGCUUUCUUGCUCUCAGAAUUUUGUUCAAAUUCUUUCCCUGAAGGAAAAUUUAAUUUUCUUGUAUUGGUUUUUUAGAUUAAAUUUCGUUUUUAAUGUAAUUACUUCAGCCCAUUAAAGAGAAGGUACCAUCAAGAACUUGACUGGA